UCGCCCCGCCCACUUGCUCCGCCUGACCCCCUCCACCGGCUCAUCUCCCGCCUUCGUGCAGACCUCCGCUGCAGAAGCUACUGUCUCUUUCGGCUCCAUUAGGUCUCAGAAAGUGAUUCAAAAUGCCAAUAACACUGGCUUACUGGGAUAUUCGUGGGCUUGCCCAGCCCAUACGCCUCCUGCUGGAGUAUACUGGGGAAGAGUACGAGGACAAAUACUAUGUCUGUGGGGAAGCUCCAAACUAUGACAAGACCUGCUGGAUUGAUGUAAAAAACAAACUUGGACUGGACUUUCCCAAUCUACCCUACUUGCUGGAUGGAGACAGGAAGCUAACACAAAGCAAUGCUAUCAUGAGAUACAUUGCUCGUAAGCACAACAUGUGUGGAGAGACUGAGGACGAAAAGGUUCGAGUGGACAUCAUUGAGAACCAGUCAAUGGACUUUAGAAAUGGGUUUGUGAGGCUGUGCUACACCAACUUUGAUGAGAUGAAGCCUGAUUACCUAAAGAUGCUUCCAAAUACACUAAAGCAGUUCUCCGACUUCCUCGGAGAUCGGAAGUGGUUUGCCGGUGACAAGAUAACUUUUGUGGACUUCAUUAUGUACGAGCUGUUGGACCAACACAGGCUCUUUGAUUCCAAAUGCCUGGACGACUGCAAGAACCUCACAGACUUUUUAAACCGUUUUGAGGCUCUGGAGAAGAUCGCUGCAUACAUGAAGUCACCAAGAUUCAUGAAGGCUCCGAUAAACAACAAGAUGGCCAAAUUUGGAAACAAAUAGUAAAUAACAGUGCCUUUUUAUGCCCUAGAAAAUUCAUGAAAAAUGUUAAUUAAUGAAACUGUCAAAUUAACACCAAAGUCAUGACUGGGGAAAGUGUCAUUUUGCUCUCCGACUGGUAGAUUUGAUGGUGUUUAAUUACGUCACAUGCCGUUUGUAAAACCAUUAAUGAUUUCAGAUUUGGGGCGGUCGGGACUAAUUUGUACUGAAACAUUUCUAAUGAAAGCACUUAUUGUUAGAAUUUAUAACCUUUUUCUUUGGCACAUUAAAGUGAAUUUUGUUCUGACUCUUUGUUGGUGUUUCAAUCUUAGCGUAAUGUCCUGCACAGCAAGUCGCAUCAAAAUGUAUCUGAUGUAGUUUAAUGCAGCACAAGAGCAGAAAAUGCAUCCGGUUCUUGAUUUUUUUUUAUUUUUUAUUUUUUGUUGUAAGUUUAAGUUUGUUUUGUGCUUUUUUUUUUUUAGUUUUUUAUGUUUAGGGGCACUUAAUGGAAGAGUACAGCAUUGCUGCUUGAGUUUGGACUGAGGUCAUGUGAUACAUGUGCCAUAAACAGUGUACCGAUUAAAGACAUGCUGGGGAGA
This is a messenger RNA of Neolamprologus brichardi, 1351 nucleotides long. Its product is annotated as glutathione S-transferase Mu 3-like. The record is from RefSeq and is a predicted model, not a curated record. Gene Ontology annotation, molecular function: glutathione transferase activity. Gene Ontology annotation, biological process: glutathione metabolic process. Lineage: Eukaryota; Metazoa; Chordata; Actinopteri; Cichliformes; Cichlidae.